UCAGUUUCAUCUGAGACGUUUGGCGCAGCGGUCGAUAGCAGAGGAAAUCUGGCCAAACGCUGUGAAAAAAAAUACGAACAAGGAAAAAGAAGAAGGCGAAAACCUCAAAAAUUCAGAUAGCAAAACGUUAAUUUCGAACUAAGUUAUAUACUUGAGGUUGUCAAUGAACUUUUUCGCCGGUCGAAAACUUGAAGAGUGAAUAGUGAAAAGUGAUUCCGCAAGGACCUAGUCAAGUGUUGUGGUACUUGGGCGCUGGCGGAGUUUUGCAUUUGCCGUCGCUAAUUGUGCAGCUGACAGGCGGCAAUCAGGAAGGAAAAACUUUUGCUCCUGCCGCCGGUAACGCUUCUUCCGCUUCUCGCACUUCAUCCAAAUCCGUGACCGAAUCCCGGGAAAUUGUACGCCUGCCAGGUCUCAAGCUGGACGAUUACCGCAAAAUGACACGUGUCAGGCGCAUUGUGCGCUUGGCCUAAAAGUAUGCUGCAUCAUUAGUGUCUCAACAACGGGCACAACUACACCAACGCCUACUACAACUACAACUACACCAACAAAGGAUGAACUGUGCUGGCUGCAGCUGGGAAAACUAAGAAUGCACGCUCAUUAGGCGGUGCAGACGCGGCGAGCAAAAGCGCACUGCGAGUUCCUAAGUCAAACGUCGAAAAAACAACGCCCCUACCAAACCAUAAUUAGCAACAACAAAACAAGAAGCACAGGGCAACGGGGCGUGGUCGACGCAAGGCGGAAGGACAGCUGGCAAAAGUCAAGGACGAAAGUUGCCGAAUAAUUCGCGAAAGCAUGACCAUGGGUAGUAACUUCAGUUAUCUCGAAUCCCACCAGACGCCCAAGGCGGACGCAGCGAGCUGAUUUUCACAACUAGACAAAUAGCCAGAGCUUGCGAAUAAAUCGCCUGGUGCAGCUGAUAGAUUCGAUUAGCAGUCUGAAAAGCAUAAAGCCAGCGGACCACAGAGACAACAGCCGGCGGCUUCUUUAAUUUGUCAACCAAACAACACCCACCCCACCGCGCCCAUCGGACAUCCGCUAAAUCCAUCGCCGUAAGCCCACAAAUAUCGCGUCAUGCCGGAGCAGGAUAAUUACGAUGAUGAGUUGGUCUCCAGCAAUCCCAACCAACGGAACUGGCGCGGAAUUCUCAUCGCGCUGCUGGUCAUCAUCAUUGUGCUGGCCCUGAUUGUUACAUCGGUGGUGCUGCUCACGCCCCCCGAUGAGGGACCGCGGGUCAAAGGGCAGCGCAUCAAGCUGCAGGACAUCGUCGAUGGCCUCUUCGUGCCGCAGCACUCCAACGGCAGCUGGAUCGAUGGCGAGGAGUUCCUGUACCAGGACCAUUUGGGUCGCAUCUGUCUGCUGAAUGCAGCCAAUCGCUCGGAACGUGUCCUCAUGUCCAAUGUGACAUUUAAAACCCUGUCACCCUUCACCUUCACCAUAUCGGCGGACAAGCGCUAUCUGCUUCUGGCCCAGAAUGUUGUGAAACUAUUCCGGCACUCGUACUUGGCCCAGUACACGCUCUACGACAUUCAGACCAGCGAGAGCAUCAAGCUGCGCCACAGUCCGCACCAGGAUGAAUGGCCAUACCUGCACUACGCACGAUUUACGCCAGCUGGAAACGCACUGGUCUGGGUCCAGAGCUACGAUAUCUAUUACCGAGAGGAGGUCCGCAGUGCGUCCGUGCAUCGGAUUACCCACGAUGCGGUGCCCGGAGUGGUGUACAACGGCAUUCCCGAUUGGCUGUACGAAGAGGAGAUCCUUCAUGCAAAUAAUGCAAUUUGGAUGUCCGACAAUGGCCAACUGAUGCUGUAUGCCACCUUCAACGACACGCACGUCCAGGAGCAGCACUUCGCCUGGUACGGCACGACGGGUCCGUCCGCCGGUGGAGCAGCAGCUGCAGCGGCAGUCGGCGCUGGAGGAGCCGGAACUGGGAGCCCAGGAGCUGGCGGCAGUAAUCCGCAUGCCAGCCUGUAUCCGGAAAUCAGGUCCUUACGCUACCCCAAGCCGGGCACUCAGAAUCCCACGGUAACCCUACGAGUGGCUGACCUAAAGGAUCCGCUGAAAGUUCACAUCACCGACCUGCAUCCUCCUCAGAUUAUAGCCAAUGAAGAUCACUACUUCAGCAGUGCCAGUUGGGUGAGUCACUCGAAGAUCGCGGUGGUGUGGCUAAAUCGUCCGCAAAACAUCUCGGUGGUCAGUGUGUGUAAGGCUCCAUUGUUCCAGUGCAUCGAGACCCACCGGGUGAGCGGAGAUGGACGUGGUUGGGUGGACACUGUCGCAGUGCCGCUGUUUGCCGCCAAUGCCAGCAUCUACGUGGCCAUAUCCCCGCUACGAGAUGGACUGUUUGGCUAUUUCCGGCACAUUGUGCACGUGGACAUCGACAAGAACCGCGUGCUGCCCCUCACCCAUGGGCCGUACGAAGUGAAUCGAUUGCUGCACUGGGAUCAGCUGGAUAAUUGGAUUUACUUUCUGGGAACUCCGGAGCGUCUUCCUUCGCAGCAGCAUCUGUAUCGCGUAUCCGCCCUGCCGGCCCGCCAAGGUCAGGCGCUUCGCUCACCCGACUGUCUGACUUGUCCGGCAGUGUCGCAGUGGUCCGAGGGCUACGACGAAGGUCACACCAAGUCGCCGCCCAAGCUGGUGACCGCCUGGGACGAUGACUGGGAGGAUUCCGAGGAAGCGGAGGCUCAACCGCCGCAGCCAGCUCUGCCGGUGGAGCAACAGCCUCCGGGGCGGGGUCAAAGUGCUCCACUGCCACCGCCUCCCAGUGAUUGCCUGUACCACGAGGCGAAGUUUCCAAUUUCGCGGCAGGCGAAGUACGUACUAAUCGAUUGCCUGGGACCAGUGGUACCCACCUCCAUACUAUACGGCUUGAAAUCCGCCGCUGCGGACAGUGCCAAGACGAAACGACACAGCACCCAGCAGGAAGAACCACCCACGGAGGGUGGUGAUGAGAAACCAGGGGAGGAGCCGAAGUCUCAGUUCCUGGAACUCCUGGUCAUCGUGCAGAAUAACACGCGCUUGAAGGAGAAGAUGGCCAAGACGGCUAUGCCGCAAAUCAAGACCUUCCCCGUGAUGAUCUCCGGCGGUUAUCAUGCCCAGGUUCGACUAUAUCUGCCGCCUGUGCUGCGCGAGGACGAGAUAACACGGUAUCCCACCAUUCUGCAUGUUUACUCCGGACCCGGCAGUCAGCUGGUCACCGAUCACUGGCACGUCGAUUGGAACACCUAUUUGUCCGGCAGCAAGGAUUACAUUGUCGUUGAGAUCGACGGACGGGGAUCUGCUGGACAGGGCUACCAGCUGCUCCACGAGGUCUACAAGCGUCUGGGCAGCGUGGAGGUCUCCGAUCAACUGGAGGUGAGCGAGUACCUCAGGGAUAACCUGCACUUCAUCGACUCACGCAGAAUGGGCGUCUGGGGCUGGAGUUACGGAGGAUACACAGCCGCAUUGGCCCUCGCCGGACAGCAGUCCAUUUUCCAGUGCGGCAUCAGUGUGUCACCGGUUACCAAUUGGAAGUUAUAUGAUUCCACGUAUGCGGAACGCUAUCUGAGUUUCCCCAACGUGACGGACAACUACAAGGGCUACGAGGAGAGUGACCUGUCCAAGUACGUGGACAACCUGCGGGAUCGCCAGUUCCUGCUGGUCCACGGAACCGCCGACGAUAAUGUCCAUGUGCAGCAAUCUAUGGUCCUGGCCCGUUCUCUGACCAGCAAGGGAGUGCUCUAUAAGCAGCAGAUAUAUCCGGAUGAGGGGCACAGCCUUUCGGGGGUUAAGCGGCACUUGUACCGCUCGAUGACCGCCUUCUUUGAGGAUUGUUUCAAGAAACUGGUGCCGCCGGAGUCGAAAGCUGGUCUUGGCAAUGGCGGCGAUAUGCAACAGCAAUAAACUUAAAUUAUGGCAGCAGAAAAUUCUGAUAACAAAAGUAUGGAACACAACAAACUUCAACCGGAACGUGCGAACGAAAUGUUUUUCUGUAAAUUGCAUUCAAUGUGAUUUAUCAUGAACACACCCACGACACUCACAUACACAGCAAGCGGCUAAAUGGCAACUCAAAUAGCCAAACGGCGGCGGCGACGGCAAAAAAAGCAACAACUAAGUUAAAUGGCAUUUUGUGUAAAAUUAAUAAGCAAAGCAGCAGCAGCAGCAGCAGCGAAAUGCGAAAUGCGAAAUGCCAAGUAAGUGUGCCCAAAAAGGAGCAUAAACAAACAAAUGUAUAUGUAUGCGGACAAAGCGGACAAAAUCAACAUGGUUGUGAAAACAUAACUAACACACAAACGCACACAGACAACGACUUACACAGACACGAGAAACACACACGCACACAAGCACGCAGAGAGAGCGCGCACAAAGGUAGGCAAUAAAAAUUUACACAUUCGGCUUUUCUCCUGUGACAGGUGUGACAUUUCAAUGCCCUCACAAAAGGUCGCUUCAUUAUGGCAAACACUCUGCCGAAUCUCAGAGUGUUAUUAUCUCUCAAUUAGUGUGAAUAUUUUUUUUUUCUGUGUGUGGCAUUUUGUUUUAAUUUUCAAGCAAUAUAUCACAAAACAUUUUCACUUGAGUUGCAAGUAUGAGCAGUAAACAUAAUUUUCAGCUGGUAUUUAGACAGUCGGCUUGUCAAGGCAACACUUUCGGUUUGAAUUACUUUUUCAUUUCGUUGUAAUGUAUGCAUAUUUGGCAUAAAUUCCCAAUGAAGAGCAAACAGAAAUAAAAUUGAAAAACAAAUUUAUUGAAAACGCUACACGUGAGCCAGCUGAGCUUCGUGCCGCUUUGCUUGAACGGAAAUGGCCAGCAUAAAUCAAAUCUGACAACAUUCUAAAUGACAUUUUCUGAUAGUCGAAUCGGUUUUAUCGUUUGCCAAGGGAAAGUUUUCCAAAAUGUGUAAUAGCUCACUAGGGGGGGACGGAAAUGACCCAUAAAUUGCAACUGAAUUUAUGGACUUGGCUCAUAAUUGAGUCUGGAUUUGCAAACCGUUGACAGAACGCACGAUUGAAGUGAGAAGUUUGUGUACUAAACUCAUUCCGAGCUUGAAUGCGAACUCAAUUUGAAUAACAUUAGUCUCUCUGUUUGCAUAGAUUGAAUUACGAUUUAAUUUGGUUUUGGUUACUCAUAAAUUUGAUCAUCAAAUUUACUGCCCAAACAGAAAGGAAAUAAAACUGAAUAAUGUCCGUGUGAUGGGAGAUGCCUCAGUUGGAAAGUUUAAUUAAAUCAAACGAAAUAAAAACGCAGCCAUAAACACAGCAUAAAUAUUUGAAUUGAGAUAAAUGAAACAAACCAGCGACUCAAACAAUUGCACAAAAGUGCUUUCAAAACGAACGCAAUUGAGUUUCCAGAAAGCAAAAAAGUAAAAUUACCAAAUGGCCAAAGUAAAUUUAUUACACAAAUGGAGGAUUCAAUGGGAAAACGAACAAAUUAUAAAUCAAACAAACCAAUUAAAUAGAAUAACUGCAUGUAAGUAGCGCAAUAAUAAUUAAUAAUAUACAUUUACGACUUUUUGUUCGAUUUCAUUAGCUGAACAAAUCGAGUUUAGUGGCAGUAGAGUAGCGUUAGUCGGUAUCCAAAACUAAAACCAAGUAAAACUAGUUAAUUAAGCCCAAGUGAACUAAAGCGAUAAGCAGAAAUGAGAAAAAGGUCAAAAAUAGCUGCGAUACACAUUAAACAUAAAGAUGGCACAAAAGCAAUGCUCAAAAUGUAUGAAACACAAAAAUGGAGAAAACUGAAAAUAGAAAGCAAAUGACACCGCAUCGCAUAUUCCGCAAAAGUAUCUGUAUAUCCCAAACCCUUUUCCCCUCCAAGUAGUAGCAGUAUGCAAAAAAAGGAUUAUCCUUAAUUAGACAUUUGGCACACUUUUCGAGAGCGGCAGUUAAUUAGCAACCGCCGCCAAACUGCGGCUCUUAAUUCUGAUGGCUGAACAGGAUGUUUUUCCCGAGAGGUGUGGCAUACGGCGCGGGGUGACUCACUUAUGUAAUGUCAUUUGGUGCAGAAAUCCCUACAAUUUUAGUGAAUAGCGUAAAGUCUUUAUUUAAUUAGUAAUAACACGUGUAAAGGCCAUGUUCUUAACUCGACUUUACCAUUGGUAUUAGUAAGAAACUAUGUACCUUGUUAAAUCCUACAAAGUUCUGUGAACUCUUUUUAUGUGACAGCUAAUUGGCAAACAAGUAUUUUUGCAUAUAAUCGCUACUCUAUUUCGCGCUAAAUUCCCAUAAAUAUGAAUGUGUGUAUCCUUUAACGCUCCGUGCAGCGUGUGGCACAAGCAAAUCCCAGCUGGAUAGAGUUUCCCUCCAACUUUGGGGGCAAUUUUAAUAAUAAAGUCGCGCUGGCCGCAAAGUAUGCUACACAAAAUAUAAACUCGUCCUUGCGCCGCAACCCCUUUUCCACUCCCAUGCCCACUUCCCCCUCACCUGUGCACAGGUAGGUAUAAGAGGCAGUGAUGUGUGCUGGUGUUGGAAAAUUGCAAGCCAACAUAAAUUUAUGUCUGCCUGACACUUUUAUGUGCCUCGCUGGCGGUUUCAGCUUUUUACGCCGAAUUUUUAGACGCCAGCAGAACGCAUGCCAAUGUUUGGCUAAGCCGCAGGUUUUGCUCUCCGCAAUUAACGCACACACAUUUCCACGCCGCCCACCUGGCCAGUGGGGCGUGGGGCGUGGCACGUGGAGCGGCCUGUCUGUGUGUCGGUGCAAAGGCGCUUAUUUUUAGACCGAAAGGUCGUCUGUGAGAGGGACUGUAAAAGGCCAGCUGCUGCUGCUCCAUCCACUAACCCACCACUACCACUACCACUUUCCACACGCACACAAACACAAAAAUAAAGGAUACAGGUGUUUGCCUUAACAAUCCGAGAUGAAGCCAUAAGUGCGAUGCUGUGUCAGCUAGCUAUGGAAAUUGAAAAAGGCUCGAAGACAAAGGGAAAAACGGAAGGGAAAAACAUUUAAAUGCUUUCUAUGUAGUGUACUAAGGACCAAUUACCGAUGGCGAUGUGCGGAAGUAAUUAAAAAUAAAAUUGAAAAAUGAAAAAUAUAUACACAAAUUACGGAAAUGUAGCAACGCGCGGUAGACGAUUAACAAAAUUUGCAAUAUAUACAUAGGAGACACACAUUCGACAUAAUGAAUAUUGACUCAAAUACCAUUUAGUAAUUAUACAAGCAUAUAUAUAUAUAUAUAUAUAUAUAUAUGUAUAUAUAUAUAAUAUACCCAAUGAUAUACACGAGAAAUCAAAUUAACACGAAUACGGUAGUUUAGUUCAUCUAGUGGAUCAAGCGUUUGCAUUAUUCGAGUUACAAACCUAUGAAAACCAAAGGAAAACCAAAUGGAAAACCAAAUGAAAACCACUCCGUAUUGUUAAAGUACGUACUAUUAGCUCAAAUGAAAGCUCAAUGCGGCUCUGUAAAAAAAGGGAAAACUGUAAUAUACGCCUAUACAUAACUAAAUAACUAUACUUUGAUAUAUGAUACAUAUAUAUUUUAUAAACAACUUUUACUCUUAAACAAAAACCAUUUUAAUACUCUAUCUUCAGCCUUACCGUAAACUAAAUGGGAAAUUCUAAGAACGAGCAUAGUAGUAACUCAAUAACUCCUAGAGAGCUCAAAUGGCCAAUGGGCAGAUAUGGAAAUCUAUCCUAACCAACGAAAUCGAAUACAAGUUGUUAGUUAUGUUGUUUAAUGUAAAUAAGCUUUAAGGUGGCUAGCUCAAUUCAAUUACUUUGUUUACUCCUUUCGUUAAUGAGUGUUUGGAAAUUAAUUACUUAAGCCGAAUUACUUACUUAAGCGAAAACAAAACCUUUGUGAUCCAACAAGUUUCUUCUCUUCCAUGAAGCAAAACCAAACUAACCAAUAUAAUAAUAUGAAUUUAAAAUUAAUAUGUAAUUACAUUGACUUAAUUAGCUGAGACGUUCAAUAAUUUCGCCUGGCAUUUAGUAAUGGAAAUCGUGAAAAGCGGAAAUACCUAAAAUAUAUAUGAAAGCAUGAAGCCAAAAAGCAAAC
Molecule: messenger RNA, 7965 nt
Organism: Drosophila melanogaster (fruit fly)
Lineage: Eukaryota; Metazoa; Arthropoda; Insecta; Diptera; Drosophilidae
Gene: Dpp10
Product: dipeptidyl peptidase 10
Exons: 15
Coding region: 1072-3879 (935 amino acids)
Biological process (GO): proteolysis
Cellular component (GO): membrane; endomembrane system
Molecular function (GO): serine-type peptidase activity
Source: RefSeq, marked reviewed